AUGGAGAAGCCAAAUGAUACAGGCAAAAGAGAUUUUAGACCGUCCUUGAAUCGUUACGCCACGCUCCCUAUGUAUAAAAUCUGUUGGCUGCCACCGCAAGCCAGAACUGCUCCCUUGACAUACAGAAGACAAGCAUUGCCUAGCAAGGAUCUCGAUUUCAAAGGAUACCAUGGUUUCAAAAUAAGGCUAUCUUCCCUUCCUACAGCGGAAGACGAUUGGCAUUCUUCCAUCUCUGUAUACAUCUGGGCCUUGCCAGACAGCCUCAAUCCGUUUCACAGCGAUGCUUGUGGAUUCUGGGAUACAUCGGAAGGUCAUGUGGGUUCAGUGAUUUUACACUUUUCUCCUAGACUUUCCCAACUUCUUUCCCCACCAGUUUCAGGCAGAAAAGAAGACAUCUCACUCUGGCACACCAACGGCUUGAAAGGAUUGACGAAAGCUUUUUGUUCACCAAUGCGAGUCACAAGGGCUAUACUGUGUCCGAAGUCUCUGACUACCUUCGGUGCAACAGAGGACGAGAAGGAGGAUCGAGAAGAAGUCUGUCUAAAAGGCUUACUGAAAGGAUUGGCUAUAGUAGCUCUUCUGAUAACGAAACGAUCCAUGUCUAGAUCCCAGUCGCUCCAAAUUGGUCUUGGAUAUCCAUUUGCUGAUCGUUGCAAGAUCAUGAAUGGGGAGUAUAAAGCCGAGGACAGGUAA
Molecule: messenger RNA, 693 nt
Organism: Kwoniella botswanensis
Lineage: Eukaryota; Fungi; Basidiomycota; Tremellomycetes; Tremellales; Cryptococcaceae
Exons: 1
Coding region: 1-693 (230 amino acids)
Source: RefSeq, a predicted model, not a curated record